AGGGGACUCUCGCGCGUGUAUGGCUCGUAUAUCGGUCACUGAAUCGACCGAUUAAGUCCGUUGAUUAUGUUUACUCCCCGGCGUUAAGAGGGACAAAGUGGAGACAUCUAGUGUAGGUAAUUUGAUAGAAAUCUUCGAAAUAUGGCAUCGACUUCUAACCCCGUAAUCUUCGUCACAGGCGCGAACCAAGGCAUUGGCUUUGCGAUAGCACAAGUUCUCUCAGCGUCGAAGAAACCCUACACCAUCCUCAUAGGAGCCCGCAGUGAAGCCCGUGGCCACGAAGCCGUCGAGAAACUCAACGCUACCAAAACGAACAACCAAGCCACCUUCGAAACCAUCCAAAUCGACGUCGAGUCUUCAGACAGCAUCGCCACCGCCGUUGACAAGAUCGCGAAAGAUUACGGCCGUCUCGACAUCCUCAUCCACAGUGCAGGCAUCGGAUCCGGCGAGGGAGGAAGCUCUGACAAGCGCACCGACUGGCGCAAGAUCUUUGAAGUAAACGUCUUCGGCGUAAUGGAGUUGAACCAAGCCUGCGUCCCACUUCUCCAGAAGUCGACGGAUCCCAAGGUCGUCAUUGUCACGUCUACUAUGGGGUCCAUCACCAUGGCCGAGUCUAUGCCACUUCCGAUAGGUGCCACAGUAUCACCAUAUAGAGCGUCGAAGGCUGCUAUCAAUAUGAUGUUGGUGGAGUGGGUGCAUUGGGUGAAGGGUGUCAGAUUCUGGGGGGUCUGCCCGGGCCUUUGCGCGACGGAGUUUGCGGGCGAUUUCACGAAGAACAAUGGAAGGGAUCCGAGAGAAGCCGGCGAGAUUGUGAGACAAUGCAUCGAGGGUGAGCGAGACGACCUGGUUGGGAAAAUGAUCUACGAGCAAAAUGGAGAGAGUGGCGUGCGGCCUUGGUAGAAGUAUGUUUUGAUCGAUGUUACAUUUCACGUUAGUUCCAUGCAAUCAUCCUUG
This is a messenger RNA of Trematosphaeria pertusa, 954 nucleotides long. Its product is annotated as NAD(P)-binding protein. Lineage: Eukaryota; Fungi; Ascomycota; Dothideomycetes; Pleosporales; Trematosphaeriaceae. The record is from RefSeq and is a predicted model, not a curated record. The coding region runs from base 142 to 900 and encodes 252 amino acids. Gene Ontology annotation, molecular function: oxidoreductase activity, acting on NAD(P)H, oxygen as acceptor. The transcript is spliced from 3 exons. Gene Ontology annotation, cellular component: intracellular anatomical structure.